Molecule: messenger RNA, 1310 nt
Organism: Lolium rigidum
Lineage: Eukaryota; Viridiplantae; Streptophyta; Magnoliopsida; Poales; Poaceae
Product: kinetochore protein SPC25 homolog
Exons: 6
Coding region: 1-1095 (364 amino acids)
Biological process (GO): chromosome segregation
Cellular component (GO): Ndc80 complex
Source: RefSeq, a predicted model, not a curated record
AUGGUAGCAGCCGGGCCGGAGUCGGAGAUGCAGGCGGACUUGGCGGCGCAGCGGGCGGCUUGCGAGCGGCAGAUCGCCGCCGUCCGGGACCCCUCCGCCUGGGCGGCCUUCCGCGCCGGCCUACACUCCGCCCGCUCCGGCGUCCACCAAACUUUCUCCCGCAAAGGCACGCCCCCAUCCUCCCUCCCUCUGUCCCCUUUCCAACCGGCGCCGCCGAAUGCGGGCGAUUUCCGCUCGCCGAAUGAAAUUCUGCAAAUUUGCGGCUUUUCCCCUCUGAAUCUGAUUGGUGAGGUUUCUUCUCCGUGUCGCAUCGCAGGGGACCUCGCCGGGCUCCAGAGGCAGCUCCGCGACCUGGAGGCUGACCUAGCGCAAACCCUGUCCCUUAAAAUCGCCAAGGAGAGGAAACGCGAGCGCAUUAGGGAGUCGAUCUCGGCCUCGGCUGCCGCAGGCGAGCAGCUCAGGAACACGGUCGCCGACCAGAGGAACAGAGGAGUCCAGCAUGCCGCGGUCGUAUCGCGUGCGCUCCAGGCUGUCGAGGCUCUCGAAACGAAGAACAGUGAAGACGGACAGUGGAGGGAAGAUAUAGACAAAGCUGUUUCAUGGUACCAGCAGUUUGCCGGCUUCCAGGUCGUCGAGGAAGUACAAGGUGUGAGAUUCAUCUUUGACAAAGUUGACUCGCAAGCUCCCGAGAAGGAGUUCUCGAUGGUCUUAAACUUUGACAAAGACUCCGAGGAACUGCUCAAGGAUUUGAACCUCGCUAACGAUCUACCCAAAUUCGUAAGAAUCACCCGAGAAAGGAUCCAGGCUGCUUCGAUGAACGGGACUCUUCCUGUAAGCACAACUGUUUGUCCAGAUGCUUCCCCUCUACCAAUCUCAUCUCCGCCAAUGAUGUCAGUUGAUUCUAGUAGCAGAAAUGAUGCUGAUCAAAGCCACUCCCAAAGUAAGAACAAGAAGAAGGCUCUUCCUGCUAAGAGAAGAGCUUCUGCCUUGUCGGCAGCAUCUCCUGGCUCUGUGCGUCGCUCCCACGCUUUCCGGGAAACAUGUGAGUCCUCAGAGGAAGCAGAUCCUGACCCUGGAACACUAAGCCCUGACUGAUGACUGCGUCUCCUGCUCUUGCUGCCCUGUGUAAACACGAUCAUAUAUUGUCCAGUCCCCUUUAACUAACGCAAAUGACUGGCUUGGAGAAAUAUGCAGAUUUCUUUUGUUGUCAUAGUCGAUUGUUUCGAACAAACAUUUGUUAAGUUUGUUGUUGCGUUGUGAUCGUAAAACUUUGGGCAUGCAUGAAUGUUGAUGUACUUCUGUAUGUGGUU